CUCCGAGGCUGACAGUCUGGCCAAGACGGGCAGUUGUGUGUGGCUCUUGGAAGUGUGUCGCAAUGGCAGACCUGGACAAGUGGAUAGAAGUCGUGAAAAACUGCAAAUACCUGCCUGAAAAUGACCUCAAGAGGCUCUGUGAUAUAGUGUGCGAUCUCCUGAUGGAGGAGCCCAACGUCCAGCAAGUCAGCACGCCCGUGACGGUGUGCGGAGACAUUCACGGACAAUUCUACGAUCUGGAGGAGUUGUUCCGGUGCGGCGGACAAGUUCCGGACACCAACUACAUCUUCAUGGGGGACUUCGUGGACAGGGGCUACUACAGUCUGGAGACCCUGACGCGCCUCAUGACGCUGAAGGCGCGCUAUCCGGACAGAAUCACGCUGCUGCGCGGGAAUCACGAGAGUCGCCAGAUCACGAAGGUCUACGGCUUCUAUGACGAGUGCCUGACCAAGUACGGCAACGUGAACGCGUGGAAGUACUGCUGCCGCGUGUUCGACCUGCUCACGGUGGCGGCGCUCAUCAACGAGGACGUGCUGUGCGUGCACGGCGGCCUCAGCCCGGAGAUCAAGACGCUGGAUCAGAUCCGGACGAUUGAUCGCAACCAAGAGAUCCCCCACAAGGGCGCCUUCUGUGAUCUGGUGUGGUCCGACCCAGAGGACGUGGAGUACUGGGCGCAGAGCCCGCGCGGCGCCGGCUGGCUCUUCGGGGCGCUCGUGACCAAUGACUUCAUGCACAUCAACCGCCUUGAGCUGAUCUGUCGCGCACACCAGCUCGUCAAUGAGGGCAUCAAGUACAUGUUCGACUCGAAGCUGGUCACCGUGUGGUCGGCGCCCAACUACUGCUAUCGCUGCGGCAACGUGGCCUCCAUCCUGAGCUUUAAGACGUCCAAAGAGCGCGACGUGAGGAUCUUCACGGCCGUGCCGGACAGCGAGCGCGUCAUUCCCACGCAGCAGGCGCCCUACUUCCUCUAACUCCUCCCCGGGAGACACUCACCCGCGUCUCCAGCACUGCGCUCGGGCGCCGGGAAGUGGCCAGGAGUGCGCCUUUAUGUAACACGCAGCACUCCUCCGGGAUGGCGCAAUUUGACAGGCGCGCAGUCACCACAACCCGGCGGACGAGCCCCUCUUCGACGUAUUCCUUACCGACAGCGCAUUUCUGAGUGGAUCUCUACGCGAAAGGCUCAAGCAUAGACUAGAAUAUAUGAUUUUCCCCCCUGUUUGCAAUAGUUCUUAGUUAUCAUUACUACUUUAUAUGCAAAUGAUGUGCUUAUGGUUAUGAUUACAGCAUUGUACAUUUAUUGAAAUCAUUAAAAUAUAUGAAAUUUCGAGUGAAAUUGCCAUCAACUUACUUUACAGACUCGUUGACGAUAUU
This is a messenger RNA of Phlebotomus argentipes, 1371 nucleotides long. It is a transcript of the gene PpV, whose product is annotated as serine/threonine-protein phosphatase 6 catalytic subunit. Gene Ontology annotation, molecular function: protein serine/threonine phosphatase activity. Gene Ontology annotation, biological process: peptidyl-serine dephosphorylation; G1/S transition of mitotic cell cycle. Lineage: Eukaryota; Metazoa; Arthropoda; Insecta; Diptera; Psychodidae. The coding region runs from base 63 to 971 and encodes 302 amino acids. Gene Ontology annotation, cellular component: cytoplasm. The record is from RefSeq and is a predicted model, not a curated record. The transcript is spliced from 2 exons.